CCCAGUCACCGCCGCCGCGCCGCCGCCGCAGUCAGCCGCGCCGCCGCCGCUGCCGCAGCGCGGGCGGCCGCGCGCCGGUAGCAGGGGCUUGGCGAGGAAGUCGCCGAGCCCCGCGCGCUCCGCGCUCCUGGCGGUCGCAGCGCUGCCUUUUAUGACCGCUGCCUUUUAACUGAUUAUCUUAUUGAUUUAUUUAAUUUUUACGAGCCGCUGCUUGGAGGCACGGGUCUUCUCCUAAACCUGCAGCGACGCCCCCGGCGCAGGCACAAAGGCUCCGACGGCGGCCGGCGGGGGCUGCCAAGCGCCCGGGAGCCGGCGCCAGAGGUCGCCUGCGCGCGCCCUAGCCGAGCCCCGGGCACCAUGCCGCGGCGCCUGCAGCCCCGGGGCGCGGGCACAAAGGGCCCACCGGCCCCGGCUCCGGCAGCUUCGGGGGCCGCCCGGAACGCCCACUCUGCCGCCUCCCGGGACCCCCCAGCGUCUGCCAAGCCGCUGCUGCGCUGGGACGAGGUGCCCGACGACUUCGUGGAGUGCUUCAUCCUGUCAGGCUACCGGCGUCUGCCGUGCACGGCCCAGGAGUGCCUAGCCUCGGUGCUGAAGCCCACCAACGAGACGCUUAACUUCUGGACGCACUUCAUCCCGCUGCUGCUGUUCCUGAGCAAGUUCUGCCGUUUGUUCUUCCUGAGCGGCGGCGACGUGCCCUUCCACCACCCGUGGCUGCUGCCGCUGUGGUGCUACGCGUCGGGAGUGCUGCUGACCUUCGCCAUGAGCUGCACGGCGCACGUGUUCAGCUGCCUGUCGCUGCGCCUGCGCGCCGCCUUCUUCUACCUGGACUACGCGUCCAUCAGCUACUACGGCUUCGGCAGCACGGUGGCCUACUACUACUACCUGCUGCCCGGCCUCAGCUUGCUCGAUGCCAGAGUCAUGACUCCAUACGUGCAGCAGCGCCUGGGCUGGCACGUGGACUGCACGCGCCUUAUCGCCGCCUACCGUGCCCUGGUGCUGCCCGUGGCCUUCGUGCUGGCGGUGGCUUGCACUGUGGCCUGCUGCAAGAGCCGUACCGACUGGUGUACCUACCCGUUCGCGCUGCGCACCUUCGUCUUUGUCAUGCCGCUCAGCAUGGCCUGCCCCAUUAUGCUCGAGAGCUGGCUCUUCGACCUGCGUGGGGAGAACCCCACACUCUUCGUGCACUUCUACCGCCGCUACUUCUGGCUGGUGGUGGCCGCCUUCUUCAAUGUAAGCAAGAUCCCCGAGCGCAUCCAGCCGGGUCUCUUCGACAUAAUCGGCCACAGCCACCAGCUCUUCCACAUCUUCACCUUCCUCAGCAUCUACGACCAGGUGUACUACGUAGAAGAGGGCCUGCGCCAGUUCCUCCAGGCGCCGCCUGCUGCACCCACUUUCUCGGGUACUGUGGGCUACAUGCUGCUGCUGGUGGUCUGCCUGGGGCUCGUCAUCAGGAAGUUCCUAAACAACUCCGAAUUCUGCAGUAAAAAGUCCUGCCAAGGGGACAAAUGGUGGAAGAUUGCAUUGAAACAAAAAGUAGCAGAAGGCAGUUCAUCAGAAGUUUCCCAUUUCCCGUAAUGAAAAAAUAUUGACUGAGGACUUAGAGUUUCCAGUAUGGGACAUAAGGAGCUUGGAAGUUGUAACUCCAUCCUAACAAGUAAAAAGCUGAACAGAAAAAUCAACAACUCUCCUCAGAGACAUGAAGUCACAGAGCAAACUGCUGCCCCCCAAAUUGGAGAGACAAACAGGUAGACACAGAGAAUCACAAUUUAACAAAGCAGGAACUCACAAGAAGAAAUUUCAGCAAGAACCAGUACCAAGUUUUUUUGUUCCCUAUACAUCAUGACUAGUUUCCAACAAAAAAUUACAAGGUUUACCAAAAGGCAAAAAACGCAGUUUGAAGAAACAGAGCAAGCAUGAGAACAGUCUCAGAUAUGACAUCAGGUUGGGAAUUUAAAAUAAUUAUGCUAAAGGUUCUAAUGGAAAAAUAAACAACAUGCAAGAACCAACAGAUAAUGUACAAAGAGAUGAAAGUUCUGAGAAAGAAUCAAGCAUAAAUGCUAAAAAUCAAGAACAUUGUGACAGACAUGAAGAAUGCUUUGAUGGACUCAUUACUAGGCUAGACACUGCUGAGUAAAGAAUCAGUGAGCUUGAGGCUAUGUCACUAGAAACUUCUAAAACUGAAAAACAAAGAAAAAAAGACUAGAAAAAAAUCAGAAGAGAAUAUUCAAGAACCGUGGUGCAAUUACAAAAGGUGUAACCUACACUUAAUGGGAAUACAAAAAGAAGAAACAGAGGGGAACAGAAGGAUAUUAACAAAUAAACAUCCACUCAAACACUGCAGCUUGAAAGGAAAUGACAUUCCACAUAGAGACAAGACUUUUGAAUUACUGAUAAUUUCUUUCUCUCUUCUCUUUCUCAGAAGUCCACUAUCAGUUUCUGACCUCCAAAAUCUUUUUUCUUAAGAGCUGAAAAAUUCCUAAAAGAAAUGGAAGAUUUAAGGAAACUGAUUAGCUUUGCAAUUUAUAAAUAAAUGUUAAGCCAUAGGAUUAAUAAAAGGUUUCACAUCCUGCCUGCUCCCAUAAUUUCCAUUCUCCCUAUCUUGAUCCUCUGCAGUUGUAAAAAUAUAUGUGGAAAACUGAAAGGUGGGCAGAAGUGAACAUUUAUUAGUACAAAAUGUAAUUCUCUAAGAGCUACUUUACUACCUCAAGAUGACCUGAGUGAAACUAAUGGCCUAGUUUUUACUCCAGCUCUUAUUAAUUCAGUGGUUGACUGCAUUAGUUCAUCCCUACCUCACUAUCUAUCUGUUUUGAGGGUAGGAUCUAUAAAUAUCAGUUUAGCGUUCUCUCAGAUUCUUUAGUUGCACAGAAAUGUCAUUAAGUACAAAAGGAAAUGGGUUUAAGGAAACAAAUAAUUCUACAGAUACAUGUAAUAAGUAAAC
Molecule: messenger RNA, 2938 nt
Organism: Rhinopithecus roxellana (golden snub-nosed monkey)
Lineage: Eukaryota; Metazoa; Chordata; Mammalia; Primates; Cercopithecidae
Gene: PAQR9
Product: progestin and adipoQ receptor family member 9
Exons: 3
Coding region: 358-1575 (405 amino acids)
Cellular component (GO): membrane
Molecular function (GO): signaling receptor activity
Source: RefSeq, a predicted model, not a curated record